This is a messenger RNA of Akanthomyces muscarius, 957 nucleotides long. RefSeq lists its product as uncharacterized. NCBI's taxonomy places the organism in Eukaryota, Fungi, Ascomycota, Sordariomycetes, Hypocreales, Cordycipitaceae. The transcript has 2 exons. The record is from RefSeq and is a predicted model, not a curated record. Bases 1 to 957 code for a protein of 318 amino acids.
AUGGCGGAAAUCGAAUUUGGCAGCAUCCUUUCGUCCAAACCAUGUCGUUUUCUGAUCGGGCCGCAGAAACGAGAAUUCUUCGUCCAUGCGUCACUCGCCGCGAGCCAAUCUCCGGUCAUUGAUUCGCUGGUCAAUGGGUCCAUGAAGGAAGCAACAAGCGGCUGCACUGUGUGGGAAAACGUCGACGAGGACACAUUCGUUCGAUUCGGCCAGUACGUGUACACCAGAAACUACGAAGGCAGUGCUCCGUUUGUUCGCGUGGUACCAGAGCCAACUGCGCAGAAGUUGGACGGAUUGAGCGAGAAUUCCGUCGAACCUGGCCAGCCGGCUGUUCGCACAAACAUCGCUGAAUCCAAUGCCCCCGAACCAUCAGACGACAAUUUCUGGGGAAAUUUCACGAUCUCCUCGUCAAAGGCCAUAAAGAAGGGCAAGAAAAAGAAGGACCGUCUCGCCAACCUGCUCAGUGACUUUGACGAAGAGGUCGAGAACUUGGCACCAGUAGUGCCGUCGCCGCCAACUUCGCCACAAACAAUAAAAACUGCAUGGGACAGUUUCCAAACACAGCGUUCCUACGAAUGCGGCGUCGCUGGUCCUCAUCUCUGCCCCAUCAACAAAGACAGCCAGAGCGAGUACAAGGACGUCUUCCUCUCCCACGCGCGGGUCCACGCAAUGGCAGCCUGCUACGGCAUCGAGGCGCUCGCGCAGCUGGCCCUCCACAAGCUCCACCGGAUCCUGUGCCAGUUUACGCUGCAUGAGGACAGGAUCUGCGACUUGGUGGCCCUGCUGCGCUACUGCUACGAGGCGGACGAGCGGCCGCUGCUGCGCGAGCUCGUGAGCGCCUUUGCCGCGUGCCACGCCAAGCGGCUGUGGACAAGCACCGAGUUUCAGGAGCUCUUUGCCGCGCACGGGGAGCUGUCGAGGGCAGUCAUGGGGAACAUCGUGGAAAGGAUGCAGUAA